AUGGGAGGGGCGCCAAAGAGAAAGUCGGACAGGUCGCUGUCAAAAUCCGAAGGACAGAAGUCGAAAAAGGUGAAGGAAAGCCACUUUCGCUGUUAAAUUGCUUUCAGAGUAAGCAUAAAACCGUUUUGAAGUCACCCAGAAGCGAGCCGUCGAUGAAUCGGAAAAGUAGCUCGAAAAAACUUCAGAGAGGUUUUCAAAGGUACAAAAAAAACCUUAAUUAUUUUCAGGACUUACUCCCCCUGAAGACACGCCAGUAUUGAAAGAAGAGCCGGAUAAAGAGCCUGUAUUUCCUUCUUAUUUUUCAUUUUCGCAAUAGUUCCAUUCAGAAGUCGAGCGAUAGGAACAAAAAUACGUUCAAAGAUAAUUACAAAGGAAAGGCACAGGAAAAUGAAGAAAAAUCGCGUCCAGAUGUCGAAAAUAAGCCUGAAGGCGUCGGUGAGAAAGCGAAUCCGCGACUCUCUGUGAUGAAAAGCUUCAGAGAAGAGUCCGGGGACGGGCGUCGAAGGAGCCUUCAAGCCGGAGCAGACGCCUUUCUUGAUGGAGCAGCGGCAGAAGACGGCGAUCCGUGGCGAGGCCCUCAAGAGAAUUCCGACCAUAACUCUGAUCUUCCUGGCUCUGGAACUGGUCUGAAUAGAAAGUUGGACUUAGAAAAAGGUUCUGCAGGCCAUUUGCCUAGUGACGUUGACGGUGUGGAGCGCCUUAGGCGACAAUCCGCCGAUGCCUUUGGUCCUCGCCAUCGUGAAUCUCCUCAUCACUUUUCUCAUCAUCACAUUUGUCUUUUUUGUUGAGGUUUGUCAUCAUCUCUACGUUUCAUUUAGUCUGCCCAAAAAACCUUGUUGAAGUUUUUUCAAGAAAAGAAGCCUUCCGUGAUUUAAACUAAGAAGAUUCGCCCAGAUUCGCCCAGGCACAUAAAAAACAAUUAAAACAUUGUCAAAAAAGUGAAAAUAUCAAAUAAAAGAAAAAAAUGGAAAGCGCGACCGAAAUUCGCAAAGGCAAGGCGCUUCGCGACAGCGCGCACUAAUACCACAAGAACAUCGGAGUUUCGUUCCAUGAAAUUUCAAGUCGUGGCACAUCGACUAUAUAAUUUAAAUUAUAACGCUCUUUCAAAAAAUGACCCGUUUUUUUUUAAAAUUUUAACGACUAGAAAUACUGAAACACAAAGCAGGUUUGCCGAAUGCAAGUGAAGGAGACGGGAACCGACGUGAACGCUCGUUAUAUAGUGCCGUAUGUUUGGAAGCUUGCGGUAAACCCUGCAGCCGACUUGGAACGACUUUCGGCUUAAGCUCUGCUCGGCCCACAUGUGUCGGACGAUACUCGUUUGUGCCAACUUGACGAUUGUCGCCUUCGACAACGACUUUGACCCAGGUAUCUUUUCCUUUUUCUUCAAAUCCUAUGUUUCCAGGAUCAAUAACUAUGCUUGCUGUGCAGCCGGUGAUGCUACUCAUGUCGGUCUUCCAUCUGGUCCUGGCCAUCCGACCGAGACGAGACCGGUGA
This is a messenger RNA of Caenorhabditis auriculariae, 1494 nucleotides long. The record is from the annotation of a GenBank genome assembly. NCBI's taxonomy places the organism in Eukaryota, Metazoa, Nematoda, Chromadorea, Rhabditida, Rhabditidae.